Chara braunii is the source of this 3304-nucleotide messenger RNA. Lineage: Eukaryota; Viridiplantae; Streptophyta; Charophyceae; Charales; Characeae. The record is from the annotation of a GenBank genome assembly.
GCGACGAAGAAGAAGACCGUCGACAAGAAGGCGAAAUCGACGAGGAAGAAGAUAGUCCGUGGGGAGGAAGAAGAUAGUCCGCCAUAGCAGACGGCGGCCAGAGCCGCCAAGCUCGGAGGAAGAAGAAGACAAGUUGGACGAAGGAGGAGUAGAGAGAGAGAGAGAGAGGUGAUGAAGGUGAGGGAAGUCGUACCCGGCCAAGAUGAAGGAGAAGGCGCCAUUGCCGAGCGUAAGGACGAAGGAGGAGGAGGGCGAAUUGGGAAUGCCAACAGGGUCCAUGGGCACUUCCAGUUCGUUAGGUUCUACGCAGUCUACAAGUCAAAUGGCGGGCUCACAGUUAAGCUCGUUGACUCCACGCGAAAGGAGCUCAGGGAGCUCCAGCAGGUCGAAAGGAUCCGUGAACAGUUAGAGAGGGAUCUGAAGAAAGCAACCGAUAGAGAAAGGGAGAUUACAAAUAGAGCAGCCAGGCUUGAUACUUUAGAGAACAAGGCUGAGUUAGAGGGCUUGGAUGAGUCAGCAUUGUCUGACCAAAUGAAAACACUCAAGAAGAAUAUGUUGUCGUUGCAUGCACACGUGGACAGCAGAUUAGACUUCAUGCAGGGCACUCUAGACGAGAUCCUGGAUGUAUUGACAAGGCCAGGAUUCAGGCCACAAGCACAAUCACCAUUGCCGUUAUCGGCGAUGUCAGGCCCCUUUCCAGUUCAAGUUGGUACACAGCCAAGUGGUACGUCUGCAGCAGCCGCACAGACUGUUGAAUCUUCUUCUUCGGGUCCAGCGGUGGUUGCUACACCACCGCAACAACCUGUUCAGCAAUCUGGACAGCCGCAGGGUCAAUGGUUUCCUAAGACCCCAAUGAAACCGCCUCUUGCCUUCUCAGGCGAGAGAAAGGACGAAGAACUCAACACUUGGUUGAGAACAGUCCCGGUUUGGGUGAAGGCAAAAAGGACCUUGCUGGAGGAUGAAGUGGUUACUGUUGCAUCUGACCUUGAGGGUAAGGCAGCCAAAUGGCUAGAUGGUGUAUUUGUGAAGGCCGGGUACGGGCGACGCAUGGUGGACUGGGCUAAGUCUUUAACGUUAGACCAGUUCAUGGAGAUGGUAGAAGCUCGAUGGCAUAAUCCACAGGAGGCACAAAGAGCCACUGACGCGAUUAACAAACUAGACCAACGAAAAUUCAAGUCGGUCAGAGAGCUUAGGACUACCGUAGAGAGCCUGAUCCUCGUUCCAGGCAUCAACUACAGUGACCAGUUCCUGUUAACUAUGUUUGUUAGAUGUCUUUCAGAGAACAUCAGGAACUUACUGGCUAGUGAGGCACGCAUUGAGUACCGUUCGUUUGACACAUUGUCUAGGAAAGCCCUAGAUUUGGCGGCCACUUUAGGCAAUGCGCAACCCUCUCAGAGUGACACAAAGAAGAAGAAGAGUCCUCAGGAGUGGAAGAAGAAGGGGGCUAAGUUGAUGAUGGUUGAGUCCGAUGGGACUCAAACUGAGAUUGACGAGCUCACUGACCUGAUCGACUAUUCAGAGUACGACGGCGAGGAGACCGUUGAGGGUAGCACCCUUGCCGCAGUUGUAAAGGCUAAGGCAGGUGGUCGAGGGAAGGGUCAACCAAAGAGUCCAGGGAAGGCCGCCUCCAAUCAGACCAAAGUGGCUGAUUGGGUCAAGGCGGGUCUUGAUCAAGACGUGUGGCGUGACCGCCGAGUGCGUGGCGCUUGUAUCAACUGCGGGGAAUACGGUCACUCGCAGUACAAGUACCAGAACGCAAAGGAUGCGAAGAAGUUGAGAUCAAAUGAGUACAUGAGCAAGAAGAUGCCAUCAAAGAAGUUGGCAAAGUCCACCUACGAAAGGGAACUCUAUGCUCUAUAUAAAGCACUUGUCCAUUGGAAACACUUCCUAUUGGGAAGGUUCUUCUACUUGAGGACUGAUCAUCAGACCCUCAAAUGGAUCAAGACUCAACCGGCUGUUUCUGACGCACUCAAGCGAUGGAUUGAGGUCAUAGACCAAUAUGACUUCAAGCUUGAGUAUCUGAAGGGAGAGUACAAAAAGGUUGCAGAUAAGCUAUCACGUAGAGCAGACUACCUAGGUGCGCUAGUUUCUGACUUUGGCGUAUCUAAUGAAGUAACUCGAUCAUUGGUGGGAGCCUAUCAGGAAGACCCUGUCACGAUGGACAUCAUGCGCAAACUUCAGGCAAAAGACAAGGCCACGGAAAGUGAGUUUGUGAUGGUGGACGGGUUACUCUAUCUUGAAAAGGCCGGAAUAAAAAGGUUAGUAGUUCCAUCUAGUGAACGUUUGCGUAGUUUGYUUUUAGGCGAAUGUCAUGACGCAACCGGGCACCUUGGCUACAAGAAGACGAGUGCUAACCUAGUACAGCGAGUUUGGUGGCCAAGAAUGUUAGAUGACGCAAAGAAGUACGUAGAGCCCUGUCAGGUCUGUCAGCGGGACAAGCCACGAAUUCAAACAUCGCUUGGGUUGUUGAAGCCUUUGCCUAUUCCCGCUGGUCCAGGACAAAGUGUCUCCAUGGAUUUCAUGGACACCCUGGUGACUAGUAAAAGUGGCAAGAGGCACAUUUUCGUCAUCAUCGAUCGAUUCACCAAGUACGAUAGGCUAGUGGCCAUGCCAGAGACCGCAAGAACUGACUAUGUCAUCAAGUUGUUCAAGGACAACUGGGUAGGGGAACGUGACUGGGUCAAGGCUAGUGAGUUAGGACAGGAGUAUGAAAUCUCUCGCAAACUAAUGCCUCAGUAUUUUGGUCCCUGGGAAGUCCUGGAUAUAGUGGGAGAUGAGAUGGAUGGUCCCACAUAUGUCAUUCAUGUCCCUGGACACUUACGCACUCACCCAGUCUUUCAUGCCUCAAAGCUUGCACCUAUCGCUGAGACAGAUCAAUUCCCUUCCAGGAGAUCGAUGCUGCCCCCAACCAUGGAUGGUCAAGUGGACAUCGACGACAUUGUGGAUCACAGAGAUUUGCCUGUUCAGAAGCCAUUGGGUAGAGGAAGAUCUCCUAAACCCAAGAGAGAAUAUCGCGUCAGAUUCAGACAUCAUACGGAUCCAAAGGAAGACCGGUGGUUUACCAGAGAGGAACUGAUUGACACAGCUCCUCAGGUGGUGGCAGAAUAUGAGAGACUGCUGAAAGGGAAGGCACAUGCGAAGUAAACAUCUCAGCGGACUUUCGAAGCUAAGGGGGAUGUCAUGUGAGGAUUGAGCCCUCAAGUAGGGGCCUUGCCAUGAUGUACAUGUUUUGGGCUAAGGCCUUAGCAAGCCUCGUGCCCGCCCUAAGUGAAGGCGGGCCAGCAAAUCAACAAAAGCCCUCUGU